CCUCGAUUGCCCCAGCAAUCCAGCCAGCCUGCACUGGUUGGUCUACCAUCAUACCUCGCGAUUGUUCCAUGAUAACGACUGAAGGCCCUCAUUACGCAAAAUGUCAUGUUGAUAAGGAUCUGGCAGAUUUCUGAUCCCAACAUCGAGCGGAGUCGUCCGUACAUAGCAUCACUGCGCUAGACAUACAUUCCUACCGCUGCAUUCUACCUACUUAGUUACGGAAAUAUGACGAGUCCACCCAGCCAGGAGACAGAUCACCCGUUGAUACUGAAAGAGAAACGCUCUGCCUCCGGUCCAAACUUGCCCACGGUCCCCGAAGCCGCGUCCAUUGCAUCGUCACCAGACCUACAACAGAGCGAGUUUAACCCGUCGGCUGGGGCCAAGCCGUCCUCACCCUUUUAUCGCCAUGCCACCCCAUCGCUGGCCAUUGACCGAUUGAAGAAGGCCGCUCAAGCAACCACCCGAUACAGCCCUAUUGACCCCGAAAACCCACCGACGCUCAACCGACAGCCAGGGGGAUCAGGGCAUCGGGAGUCGAAGCUCUGGGUUCAGGAGAAGCGGAGCUGCGGGUGGAUGACGCGGCUGAGCAGAAAGCAACGCAUGGUGGUCAAAGCGAGCAUCGCCAUUCUAACGGUCGGCACAAUGGUGGCUAUUGCGCUGGGGAUCACGGCCGCGGUGGGAGGAGCUGUGUGGAGAUCUGAUACUCAACAGGUGGUGAUAGGGGGUUAGAAGAGUGGAUUGGGUUAGCUUCGCAGGCAGGCGACAUGUUGAUGCUGCCUGGAUGGCGGUGAUUUGGACCAAAGGCCACAGGAGGUUGUGG
Molecule: messenger RNA, 820 nt
Organism: Aspergillus sclerotioniger CBS 115572
Lineage: Eukaryota; Fungi; Ascomycota; Eurotiomycetes; Eurotiales; Aspergillaceae
Exons: 2
Coding region: 226-729 (167 amino acids)
Source: RefSeq, a predicted model, not a curated record